This is a messenger RNA of Rhea pennata, 2204 nucleotides long. RefSeq names its product tribbles pseudokinase 2 (gene TRIB2). NCBI's taxonomy places the organism in Eukaryota, Metazoa, Chordata, Aves, Rheiformes, Rheidae. The record is from RefSeq and is a predicted model, not a curated record. Gene Ontology annotation, cellular component: nucleus. Gene Ontology annotation, biological process: positive regulation of proteasomal ubiquitin-dependent protein catabolic process; regulation of MAP kinase activity; protein phosphorylation. Bases 237 to 1268 code for a protein of 343 amino acids. The transcript is spliced from 4 exons. Gene Ontology annotation, molecular function: protein kinase activity; ATP binding; mitogen-activated protein kinase kinase binding.
CUGGGCACCGUGCGGGCGUGCGGCGGCCGGCACUGGGCAGGCAGGCACGGAGGCAGCCAGCGUCCCCGCCACGACGCGGCGCUGAGGCUGGUCCGGCGGCCGCCGCCGCUCCGCUGCUGCGCUCCCGCCCGCGCCGCCCCCCAGCAGCCACACAAAGGCAGCCGCAGCUGGACGGCCGGGGACUUCUCUGACCCCAGGGGUUUGGCGCGGCGUUUCGGUUGGUCUUCUCCAUACUCAUGAACAUACAAAGGUCAACCCCUAUCACGAUAGCACGAUAUGGGAGACCUCGGAAUAAAACCCAGGAUUUUGAAGAGCUUUCGUCCAUACGGUCCAUCGAGCCAAGCCAGAGUUUUAGCCCGAAUCUAGGCUCUCCGAGCCCGCCGGAGACUCCGAACUUGUCGCAUUGCGUUUCUUGCAUCGGGAAAUACUUAUUGUUGGAGCCUCUCGAGGGAGACCACGUUUUCCGAGCCGUACAUCUGCACAGUGGCGAGGAGCUGGUUUGCAAGGUGUUUGAUAUUGGCUGCUACCAGGAGUUAUUAGCACCAUGUUUUUGUCUGCCUGCGCAUAAAAAUAUCAACCAAAUUACUGAAAUAAUUCUUGGGGAGACAAAAGCGUAUGUGUUCUUUGAAAGGAGCUAUGGGGACAUGCAUUCGUUUGUUCGUACCUGCAAGAAGCUCAAAGAGGAGGAGGCAGCCAAACUCUUUUAUCAAAUAGCUUCUGCUGUUGCACACUGCCAUGAUGGUGGACUGGUACUGCGAGAUCUCAAGCUGCGAAAGUUUAUUUUCAAGGAUGAAGAAAGGACUAGAGUGAAAUUGGAAAGCCUAGAAGAUGCUUAUAUUUUAAGAGGAAAUGAUGACUCUCUUUCUGAUAAGCAUGGAUGCCCAGCCUAUGUGAGUCCAGAGAUCUUGAACACAAAUGGCAGCUACUCUGGCAAAGCAGCGGACGUAUGGAGUCUAGGUGUCAUGCUUUAUACCAUGCUAGUUGGACGCUAUCCUUUCCAUGACAUUGAGCCUAGUUCCCUCUUCAGCAAGAUCCGUCGUGGGCAAUUUAACAUUCCAGAGACUCUGUCCCCCAAGGCAAAAUGCCUGAUACGUAGCAUACUGCGUCGGGAGCCAUCAGAACGGCUGACUUCACAGGAAAUUCUGGACCAUCCAUGGUUUUCUACAGAUUUUAAUGUAUCGAAUUCAGGAUAUGGUGCUAAGGAAGUAUCAGAUCAGCUGGUGCCUGAUGUCAACAUGGAAGAAGACUUGGACCCAUUCUUUAACUGAGCACAAAGACUAGUGUUCAGAAGGUACAUGACCUGGAGAUGGACACAUGAAGGAGCCCUUCCUGAUCGUGUUAAAUCACAUCCUGCAUCAGCCUAGCUUGGUAGCAAAAGACACUUGGAGAUCCUUGGAUUGAGAAGGAAUCUCCACAAGGAGCUAAUAUAACAAAUGUAGCAUGGGGACAGACUGGGGGGGAGAGGGAGGGGAGCUUGCUAUCAGGUUAGAUUGAUUUGGAGGAAAAAAAGGCAGCAUGGAGCAAUUGUAGCUUCUCACCUUUUUGGAGCCAAGGAGACUGCACAUGCCAAUUCUGGUGCAGUUGUAUCACUCCUGUUUCUAUUCCAUUAAAAAUAGUUGUAACUCGCAAGAAAUAGAAACUUCUUUGCCUCAACUCACAUCUUGGCAUCGCACUGUUAGAUAUCUAACUUCAGCCAUUAUUCAGGGAAAGUACAAUUGGCUAACAUUUUUUUAAUCGGAUGUCUAAUAAUUAAUGGGAUUAAUUUAAGAAAAAAAUUAGGUGCACAAAGACGGACAUGAAAAGUGGGUGCUAAAAACAAACAAAAUUUCAGUUCAUGUCUCUUGAUAGCUAUUUUCAACUCAUUUCUUCUAAAUAAACUACUUAAUAUUCUUGUCAGGAAAUGACAUUUUAAUGCUUUGUUCCCUUAAGGGGAAGUAACUGUCAUUUAACAAGCUGUUCUGUUUUGUGUCAAAUGGUUUGUUGCAGGAAGCUAUUAUAACUCGAACUUCCAGAUGCAUUACUGCUAUAAUAGAAAGAAAAGAAGAAAAUUAUAUAAUUUUUUUUUUUAAGAUAUGAGAUACUGGCUUCCAUAUCUGCCGUGCUGCACAUAUAUGACUAGAGAGGGCAGAAAGCCCUUAAUCAUGUCUUUAUCUGAGAACUGAUCUCUUCUUUAACUGACUUGCCCACAUGUAAAUAGAGGGCUC